AUGUGCCUGGACAGGGUGGCCGUAGGUGACGCCCGCGGUGGCCGGGCCCCGCAGGCAGGAAGCACGGGCCGGGGCAGCAGGGGCCAGCCGUGGGCAGCCGUGUCCCCCGAGGAGGAGUACAGGGUCAAGUAUGGCUCCCCGGAGUACCUGCUGCUGUGCGGCCUGGGCGGGAUGCUGAGCUGCGGGGUGACGCACACGGCCAUCGUGCCCCUGGACCUGGUCAAGUGUCGCAUGCAGGUGGACCCGGCCAAGUACAAGGGCAUUAUCAGCGGCUUCAGCGUGGCGGUGCAAGAGGACGGGCUGCGGGGCCUGGCCCGCGGUUGGGCCCCCACCCUCUUCGGGUACUCCAUGCAGGGCUUCUUCAAGUUCGGCUUCUACGAGGUCUUCAAGAUCCAGUACGCACGGCUACUGGGCGAGGAGCGGGCCUACGAGUGGAGGACCGGCUUGUACCUGGCCGCCUCGGCCACCGCCGAGUUCUUCGCCGACAUGGCCCUGGCACCCAUGGAGGCGGUGAAGGUGCGCGUGCAGACGCAGCCGGGCUUCGCCGGCACGCUGCGGGAAGCGGCGCCCAAGAUGUACGGCGAGGAGGGGCUGUGGGCCUUCUACAAGGGCGUGGCGCCGCUGUGGAUGCGGCAGAUCCCCUACACCAUGAUGAAGUUCGCCUGCUUCGAGCGCACCGUCGAGGCCCUCUACAAGUAUGUGAUACCCAAGCCGCAGAGCCAGUGCACCAAGGCCGAGCAGCUGGGCAUCACCUUCGUGGCCGGCUACAUCGCGGGCAUCUUCUGCGCCGUGGUGUCUCACCCAGCCGACUCGGUGGUGUCGGUGCUGAACAAGGAGAAGGGCAGCACGGCGCUGGACGUCCUCCGGAGACUGGGCCCCGUGGGUGUGUGGAAGGGCCUUUUCGCCCGCAUCAUCAUGAUCGGCACCCUCACUGCCCUGCAGUGGUUCAUCUACGACUCGGUCAAAGUGUAUCUCAAGCUGCCUCGUCCUCCCGUGGUUCAAGCGCCCCCAUCCCUGGAUAAGAAGAAGUAG
Molecule: messenger RNA, 1032 nt
Organism: Perognathus longimembris pacificus (Pacific pocket mouse)
Lineage: Eukaryota; Metazoa; Chordata; Mammalia; Rodentia; Heteromyidae
Product: phosphate carrier protein, mitochondrial-like
Exons: 1
Coding region: 1-1032 (343 amino acids)
Biological process (GO): mitochondrial phosphate ion transmembrane transport
Cellular component (GO): mitochondrial inner membrane
Molecular function (GO): phosphate transmembrane transporter activity
Source: RefSeq, a predicted model, not a curated record